AUGUCGUCGCACUCAUUCUCAUCAAUCCUUUACGGGGUCGCCGAAGAUCAAAAAGUAGCCACCAUCGCAUUCAAACGACCCCGACAUUUCAAUGCGAUCGACCCGAAACUCCCUGGCGAGAUUCGUGCCGCUGUGAGGCUCGGGAAUGGCGAUGCCAAAGUCCACUGCAUUAUCAUCAAGGGAAACGGACCGGGAUUCUGUGGUGGUUGCGAUCUAAACCUCACUGCCGAACAGGGCGAUGUGAGCAAAGGUUUCGACCCGUUCAUAGACUAUCAGAUGAUGAAAGAAUACACCGAGUCCUACGCCGAGCUCUUGCGCAGCCACAAGCCCACCAUUGCGCAGGUGCACGGGGCCGCGGUUGCUGGGGGCAGUGGCAUUGCUCUUUCCUGCGAUCUGGUGAUCAUGGCAGAAGACGCCCGCAUCGGAUAUACGCCGACGAGAGUCUGGGGUUGCCCGAGGACGGCAAUGUGGACGUAUCGCCUCGGCCCCGAAAAGUCAAAGAGAAUGCUCUUUACGGGUGAUUUGGUCAACGGGAAGGAGGCGGAAAGCAUGGACAUGGUCUUGAAAGGCGGUUCACUCCAAUCAACUCGAGCAUACCGUCCAGUUUCUGGUCGAUCGGAUCAAGACGGUCCCUGUGAACCAGCUGUGGAUCUAGAAGCGAGUGGUCAACAGUAUCAUUGA
Messenger RNA from Cladophialophora yegresii CBS 114405, 681 nucleotides. Its product is annotated as enoyl-CoA hydratase. The record is from RefSeq and is a predicted model, not a curated record. The coding region runs from base 1 to 681 and encodes 226 amino acids. Gene Ontology annotation, molecular function: catalytic activity. The transcript is spliced from 2 exons. Lineage: Eukaryota; Fungi; Ascomycota; Eurotiomycetes; Chaetothyriales; Herpotrichiellaceae.